Molecule: messenger RNA, 1376 nt
Organism: Prunus avium (sweet cherry)
Lineage: Eukaryota; Viridiplantae; Streptophyta; Magnoliopsida; Rosales; Rosaceae
Product: GTP-binding protein-like protein
Cellular component (GO): cytoplasm
Molecular function (GO): ATP binding; ATP hydrolysis activity; GTP binding
Source: RefSeq, a predicted model, not a curated record
UACACACAUUUCCCAGCAAACAGAUAAAUUGAACUAAGCUUUGCUCUCUCUAUCUCUCUGGUUCUGUGGUUCUUUCAAAGCUCCAAUGGCUCGUAUAACAUUAUGCAGUCAGCUACUUCCAUCUCUCCUUGUUCCAGUGAGGCUGAGGAACCAUUAUCAGUUGAUGGGAGUCAUAGGGACUGGUUUAAGCAGAGGGCGGCGCUUCUCUGCUGCGUCCUCAUCCAAGAUAAGCAUGAGCCUCAAAGCUGGCAUCGUUGGCCUCCCUAAUGUCGGCAAGUCCACUCUUUUCAAUGCCGUUGUUGAGAAUGGUAAGGCUCAAGCUGCCAAUUUUCCAUUUUGCACGAUAGAGCCGAAUGUAGGAAUUGUCGCAGUUCCAGAUCCACGUCUCAGUGUACUUUCUGAUCUCAGCAAAUCUCAGCGAGCAGUCCCAGCAUCUAUAGAACUUGUAGAUAUUGCUGGCCUUGUCAAGGGUGCCAGUCAAGGGGAGGGUUUAGGGAAUAAAUUUUUAUCAAAUAUUCGCGAAGUGGACUCCAUACUUCAGGUUGUUCGCUGUUUUGAAGAUAAUGAUGUUGUUCAUGUGAAUGGGAAAGUUGAUCCUAAGGCGGAUAUUGAUGUCAUCAACCUAGAGCUUAUUUUCUCAGAUCUGGACCAGAUUGAGAAGAGAGUGGAGAAGCUCAAAAAAGGAAAGGCAAAGGACUCACAAACCAAAGUUAAGGAGGAAGCAGAAAGGUCUUCCUUAGAAAAAAUUCAGCAUGCACUAUUGGAUGGGAAACCAGCAAGAUCAGUCACUUUAACAGAUUUGGAAAAGGAUGCUGUAAAGCAUCUUUGCUUGCUUACAAUGAAACCGGUUAUAUAUGUUGCUAAUGUUGCAGAAUCUGAUCUAGCUGAACCUGGACAUAAUCCUCACGUCAAAGAAGUGAUGAAUAUUGCUCCUGAGUUGCAAUCUGGAGUAGUGACAAUUUCAGCACAGGUCGAGUCCGAGCUUACGGAACUACCAUAUGAAGAAAGAACAGAAUUUUUGGAAUCUCUUGGUGUUAGUGAAAGUGGUCUUGGGAACCUUAUCAGAGCAACAUAUGGCGUCUUGGGGCUCCGUACUUACUUUACUUCUGGAGAGAAGGAAACAAAAGCAUGGACCAUACUUGCAGGAAUGACUGCACCUCAAGCUGCUGGGGUCAUCCACUCUGACUUUGAGAAAGGUUUCAUUCGAGCUGAGACAGUGUCUUAUGAUGAUUUUGUUGCUGCUGGUUCACUUGCUGCAGCAAGGGAAAGAGGAGUUUUGAGAUCUGAGGGCAAAGAAUACAUUGUACAAGAAGGAGAUGUCAUGCUGUUUCGUUUUAACGUAUAAAAGCUCAUAUGGAAGCAGCUUAUCUUCCCAA